GACAGGUUCUCCAGCCCUUUGGUCAUCUUUGACAUAUACCAGGUGGUGGCAGCAGGUGGCAGAUCAGGAUCAGCAGAGGCCAAGUCAGGGGACUCAGAUCCCAGCGGUGGCAGCCCCCACCUCCAACACAUCAGCGACCAGUUUUUCCUAGGUGAUUUAGCCUUGGAAUCUAAUCCAUCUGAUCAUCCUAGAGCAAGCACAAUUUUCCUGAGCAAGUCUCAAAUAGAUUUGCAAGAGAAAAGGAUUAGUAACCACAUCAACCAUUGCAACAUUAGCAAUAUUCUACCAUAUAAAGAACAGAGGGAAGAAGUUCCAGAUGACUACUACAAGCAUGGCCCUGAUUACAAGCACAUCUACUGGUUUUUUCGGACACUUUUCAGUGCUGCACAGCUGACAGCUGAAUAUGAUUUGGUUUAUUCGGAAAGGCUUUUAACCUAUGCAGAGAUUGACAUAUGCCCUAGUAACUGUAAGAGGAUAGUCCUAGGAGCUACAAUGCUUGCUUCUAAAGGGGAUGAUCAGGCUGUGUGGAAUGUGGAUUAUUACCAAACAUUGAAGGACUUAUUGAAGGACCAUGAUCUCAGUAAUAGCCAGAAAGAAAGGGGAACAUGA
This is a messenger RNA of Pygoscelis adeliae (Adelie penguin), 609 nucleotides long. RefSeq names its product cyclin-Y-like protein 1-B. Gene Ontology annotation, cellular component: plasma membrane. NCBI's taxonomy places the organism in Eukaryota, Metazoa, Chordata, Aves, Sphenisciformes, Spheniscidae. Gene Ontology annotation, biological process: regulation of canonical Wnt signaling pathway; regulation of protein kinase activity. Gene Ontology annotation, molecular function: cyclin-dependent protein serine/threonine kinase activator activity. The record is from RefSeq and is a predicted model, not a curated record.